Messenger RNA from Capronia epimyces CBS 606.96, 840 nucleotides. RefSeq lists its product as uncharacterized. NCBI's taxonomy places the organism in Eukaryota, Fungi, Ascomycota, Eurotiomycetes, Chaetothyriales, Herpotrichiellaceae. Bases 1 to 840 code for a protein of 279 amino acids. The transcript has 2 exons. The record is from RefSeq and is a predicted model, not a curated record.
AUGGCGGCUUCUCAUGACCACAAACUGACCCUCCCCUACUUCGGUGACGAUUUACCGGGCCCUCUUCCAACACAAGAGCAAAUCGACAGUGCCGAGCAGAUUCUGGUAGAAGUCGGAGGCCGCAAAGUGGCGCGAGUUGGCGAACAUUAUGUUGUCAAGUGCGGCGAGGCCGUUGAAGAACUUGAAGUCGAAGCAGCCACCAUGUCUUCCUACGGAACACGACAUGUAUCAACUUACCCAAGGUCUGCGCAUAAACAACAAGUCUGUCUGGAUUUGAGACAACAAAUCGAUCAACUGCGAACCUUACCUUCGUUGGGGUAUUUUGGAGGCGUUGGAAAACAGCCUAUGCCGGAUGGCAUUUUUUGGACGGGGGAGGGAGACGAACAAAGUCCUGGGGUGAAUGGACCGUUCUACUCCGAGAAUGAGUUGAACAAUGCUCUAGUGGGAAAGACACUGCUUGUGGACAAAAUAUGGAACGGCCGGGGACCUCAAAGAUCACAGUUCUACCAGCGAAUGCUGCCUGUCGUCCUUCGAAAUCACGCCUCCGUGUUUACACAUGCUGACCUUCAACGGAAAAACAUCAUCAUCCAAUCAAGCUCCGGCAGCAAGGUUUCAUUGACCAGCAACGGCGACUUUGAUCAUCUCCAGACAGCGGACUUACGUGUUGUAUUGGUGGGUUGGGAGAAAGCGGGCUGGUAUCCAAGCUAUUGGGAAUACUGCGCAGCCUCAUGGACAUUUCGAUUCAACGAUGAUUGGCCUGAAUAUCUCGAGACGGUUUUGGACCCAUGGCCCGCCGAAAACGCCUGGCUUCAUAUUCUUAGGAACGAGCUCUGGUCCUGA